[Torrubiella] hemipterigena is the source of this 2502-nucleotide messenger RNA. NCBI's taxonomy places the organism in Eukaryota, Fungi, Ascomycota, Sordariomycetes, Hypocreales, Clavicipitaceae. The record is from the annotation of a GenBank genome assembly.
GAAAAAAAAAACAGAGAGAAUAAAACAAGUAAAACAAAUAUUAAAACACCUCCAUUCUAUAUUCUACAUAGAAUACAUUGUACUACUAGAAUGUCAAUAUCUAAUAGCACAGUAAAUCUAAAAUUGGUGGUACUCAUCUUGGGGAGUGGGCGCGUUCUCUCUUCGUUCUUUUUCCCGUUCUAUUUUCGAAUUAAAAAUUAAAAUAAAACAGAAUAAAAUCCCAUUAAAACCGCCAUCAUACCACAUCCACCCCCGCAAUCUGACGCCGUCGCCACUGCCAUUCAUGUGAAAAACAAACGCAUUCCCAAGCGCGUGGUUGGUGGGUGACAUGGUUGGUCCGAUCCCCGCGCGCCAUUGCCGAGGAACACCAAGGUUAACGCACGAUUGGAACGGAAACGGAAAACGAGGCGAGCCCAACCCCACACUUUCGUGGCCUUGCAGCAGCCGCCCAGCCGUACCCUUUCCCAUAUAACUUGGCCCUAUGUCUUAACAUCAAAUGGUUUAUCGCCAUCUCAUCAAUCGACACACAGCUAAUCAAUCACAACACCUCUGCGCAUCAUGGCCAGUCUUCGUUUGAUCCCGCUGCGCAACUUCGCUGUCGUCGCCUUCCUAGGCGCGUUCCUGUUUAAAUGGUUCCAGGUCCAGGUGCCCGCUGAGGUGGCAGCAUUUCCACCACAGCUGCCGAUUGGCGAGUGGCCACCUUGGGUGAUUUACACAAGCGUCUUUGGAAUCAUUUUUGCAGCCCAGGCCGCUGCUUUUACCUUUUACUCAGUCCUCAUCUACCCCUUCUUCGUGUCGCCGCUCCGACAUCUGCCUAUGCCCAGUGGCAGAAUCCCUCUGCUUGGCCAUGGUCGAGACUUGCGAAUCUAUGGCCCAGGAGUCAUGUCCCGCCAAUGGUUUAAAGAGCUCCCUGACGCUGGCUUGUUCCGCCUCCACUGGCACGGCAAUCAGGAAAUCAUCAUUGUCCGUUCUCCCCAGGCUCUGGCUGAUAUUCUCGUCAAGAACAGUUACACCUUUGAGAAGCCUGACUUUGCACGUGAAUUCCUUGCCUUCAUCAUCGGCUGGGCCUUGUUGACCACAGAAGGUGAUGAGCACAAGAAGCAGAGACGCAACAUGUUGCCUGCCUUUUCUUUCAGACACAUCAAGGAUCUGUACCCUCUCUUCUGGAGCAAGUCCGUCGAGGUUGUAUCUGCCAUGACGGAGGAGCACCGCAAAAACAUGGAUGCCGAUGGUUACGCUGACAUGGAGAUUUCCUCCUGGUCCGUCCGCAGUGGACUCGACAUCAUUGGUCUUGCCGCCACUGGCAUCGACUUUGGCGCCGUCAGAGACCCCAACAGCCCGCUUGCCCAGAGCUACUACUGCUUGAACCCGGAUCCCAGCGAUUUCGUCCUGCUUGGUCUGCGUGCCUUUCUCCCCGGCUUCAUUUUCAGUUGGCUGCCACUUCCACGUGUCUGGAGAGUGUCCAAGGCAACAAAGCACCUUCGCCGUGUCUGCCGCGAGCUAAUUGCGGACAAACAGCAGAAGGUUGCGAACAAGGAGGACAGUGGCGUUGAUAUUCUUAGCGUUGCCCUCCGCGGUAAUCUCUUCUCUGAUGACGAACUUGUGGAUCAAAUGAUGACCUUCUUAUCUGCGGGCCACGAAACCACUGCUGCUUCGCUCGUGUGGGCCUUGUACUUACUCGCCAAGCACCCAGAUGUGCAAGAUCGCCUUCGCAAGGAGAUUCGCGAGAAUUUGCCAUCGCCCGAUGCACCGAGUACUGGAGCUGGUAUUGCAAGCACUGACGUAGACGGCCUUCCAUAUCUCAAUGCUGUCUGCAGCGAGGCUCUCCGUACAAACAGCCCUGUGCCUGCCACCAUUCGAGUUGCUAUGGAGAACACCACAGUGGCCGGACAGUACAUCCCCAAGAACACAAUUUUUGCCUUACCCAUCUGGGCCAUCAACACAGACCCUCAAUUAUGGGGUGAAGACGCCGCCGAGUUUCGUCCGGAGCGCUGGUUGACCCCCGAGCAGGGUGGUACUAGCAAGGUAAACGCCGGUAGUGGUGGUGCGACGAGCAACUAUGCCUUCAUGACCUUUAUCCACGGGCCGCACAGCUGCAUCGGUGGCGCAUUCUCCAAAUCGGAAAUGGCCUGUCUCCUGGCGGCGUGGAUCGGGCGUUUCGACUUCCGCCUCAAAGAUGAGAGGCUUCUAGACGAACGCAACAUUCAAGUCAACCCCAGCGUAGUCGCCAAGCCGGAAGGCGGCAUGGUUAUGCGAACUAAGCUUGUGGAAGGUUGGUAAAAGACGGAGCGGCGUAUCCGGUUAGCGUAUCAUUUUUUAUCUCUUUGUUAGGUUGCGGGAAUAAUUGUAUCGUCCUUUUCCUAUUGGGGGUAUGCUUGCGUUGCUUUCCUACAGCUAGUACGACUCAGUCUCUAUAGCGUCUAUGUUGCUCGAGCACUACCGUACCACACCCAUGCUGGUGCAUGCUGCAUGGUAUAGGAGGCUUUGACAAAAGGACCCCUG